Molecule: messenger RNA, 1017 nt
Organism: Knipowitschia caucasica
Lineage: Eukaryota; Metazoa; Chordata; Actinopteri; Gobiiformes; Gobiidae
Source: the annotation of a GenBank genome assembly
AUGAAUGAAGGAGAGACUGGACUGGACCUGCUGCGGGGGGCCGGGGCCAGGGGCGGAGCCAGUGCGUCACGGGGCUGGAGGGAGACGCCCCAGGGGACAGAUAGGGUAGACUUACACCGUGCAGAAGACAGACAGCGGGAGGAGAGUGUGAUGGAGGCCACGGGGAAGUACGAGUUCAAAGGCAGCGAACAAGAGGAGCUCAGCUUCCGGAAAGGAGACAUCCUCAAGAUCCUCAGCCGAGAAGACGAGUGGUUCAAAGCCGAGAUGAACGGACACGAGGGAUUUGUGCCGCAGAACUACAUUGAGUUGAACACUCCCAGGUGGUUCCAGGAAAGUGCCAAUCGAGCGCGAGCCGAGGAGCUGCUCCGGUUCCAGGACGUGGGAGAGUUCGUGAUCCGCGGCUGCCAGAGUUCACCAGGAGAGUUCUCCAUCUCUGUCAAACACGAGACGGACGUGCAGCAUUUCAAAGUGAUGCGCGACAACAAGGGCCAGUACUUCCUGUGGUCAGAGAAGUUCACCUCUUUGAACAAACUGGUGGAGUUCUACAAGACGACCUCCAUCUCCAAAACGCGGGAAAUCUUCCUGAACGACGGCACACCUGGCACCCGCAGCCCCGCCUCCGCCCAGCCGAUCAAAAGAGGAAGUCUCCCGGAGCCUCGCAGCUCUCCGGCCCCCAGCACGGCUCCUCGGAGGGCCUCGGACCAGCCGCACAGCCACAUGGCGGGGCGGCUGGGCCUGGAGGAGCGCGCACACACCAUCGGACACAGCGCCCGCAGCCACAGUCCCAUGAGCGCCGCACUACCUCGGAGACCGUCCGAGCCUCUGCCUCCUCCUCCUCAGCGCUCGACGACGCAGGUGCGAGCUUUGUACGACUUCAUGGCGGAGGAGGGCGACGAGCUGGAGUUCAGAGCCGGAGACGUGAUCGAGGUGUUGGACCGCAGCGACCCUUUGUGGUGGAAGGGGAAACUGCGGGGAAAGAGCGGCCUGUUCCCGUCCAACUACACUGAGCUGCUGUGA